Messenger RNA from Cooperia oncophora, 225 nucleotides. Lineage: Eukaryota; Metazoa; Nematoda; Chromadorea; Rhabditida; Trichostrongylidae. The record is from the annotation of a GenBank genome assembly.
AUGCACGGUCUACUCUUUCUACUCUUAGCGGUCAUCUGUAUCGCAACAGUCACUGGACAAUUUUUCGGCGGUGGACCGUAUGGCGGUGGAUUCAACCGUAGCCCCUAUGGCGGUGGAUUCAACCGUAGCCCCUAUGGCGGUGGAUUCAACCGUGGCCCCUAUGGCGGUGGAUUCAACCGUGGCCCUUAUGGUGGUGGUUUCAACCGUGGACCCUACUUUGGAUGA